Messenger RNA from Camelus dromedarius (Arabian camel), 4199 nucleotides. It is a transcript of the gene PRMT6, whose product is annotated as protein arginine methyltransferase 6. Bases 210 to 1340 code for a protein of 376 amino acids. NCBI's taxonomy places the organism in Eukaryota, Metazoa, Chordata, Mammalia, Artiodactyla, Camelidae. Gene Ontology annotation, biological process: peptidyl-arginine methylation. Gene Ontology annotation, molecular function: protein-arginine N-methyltransferase activity. The record is from RefSeq and is a predicted model, not a curated record. The transcript is spliced from 2 exons.
UCAUAAAAUGUAGGAGCCGAGGGUGGGAAAGGGAUUCCGGGACUCCGAAGAAGCAAGUGGAGGAGUUCAGGACAGAUCGGCGGCAUCCGGCCGGCGUCCGCGCCCAAGUGGGAAGCCCGAGCGCGCACUACAAGUCCCAGAAGCCCCCGCUUCCUGGAGCCCGCGCCGUGUCGCGCAACGCCCGCCGGGAGCCGGCCCGAGCCGCCAAGAUGUCGCAGCCCAAGAAAAGAAAGCAUGAGUCGGGGGGCGGCGGCGGCGAAGGAGGGGAGGGAGCCGAAGAGGAAGAUGGCGGAGAGCGGGAGGCGGCUGUGCCGCGACCCCGGAGGAGUAGGCGGGAGCGGGACCAGCUGUACUACCAGUGCUACUCGGACGUAUCGGUCCACGAGGAGAUGAUUGCCGACCGCGUCCGCACGGACGCCUACCGCCUAGGCAUCCUGCGAAACUGGGCAGCGCUGCGGGGCAAGACCGUACUGGACGUGGGCGCCGGCACCGGCAUUCUCAGCAUCUUCUGUGCCCAGGCCGGGGCCCGGCGCGUGUACGCGGUGGAGGCCAGCGACAUCUGGCAGCAGGCCCGGGAGGUGGUGCGGCUCAAUGGGCUGGAGGACCGGGUGCACAUCCUGCCGGGGCCGGUGGAGACGGUGGAGUUGCCGGAGCAGGUGGAUGCCAUCGUGAGCGAGUGGAUGGGCUACGGACUCCUGCACGAGUCUAUGCUGAGCUCUGUGCUCCACGCGCGGACCAAGUGGCUGAAGGAGGGCGGUCUUCUCCUGCCGGCUUCCGCCGAGCUCUUCGUGGCGCCCAUCAGCGACCAGAUGCUGGAGUUGCGCCUGAGCUUCUGGAGCCAGAUGAAGCAGCUCUACGGUGUGGACAUGAGCUGCCUGGAGAGCUUCGCUACGCGCUGCCUCAUGGGCCACUCAGAAAUCGUGGUGCAAGGCCUGUCCGGCGAGGACGUGCUGGCCCGACCGCAGUGCUUUGCUCAGCUGGAGCUGGCCCGCGCGGGUCUGGAGCAGGAGCUGGAGGCCGGGGUGGGCGGGCGCUUCCGCUUCAGCAGCUACGGCUCGGCUCACAUGCACGGUUUUGCCAUCUGGUUCCAGGUGACCUUCCCCAGAGGGGACUCUGAGAAGCCCCUUGUGCUGUCCACCUCGCCUUUUCACCCGGUCACGCACUGGAAGCAGGCACUCCUCUACUUGAAUGAGCCUGUGCAAGUGGAACAAGAUACGGACAUUUCCGGAGAGAUCACGCUGCUGCCCUCCCAGGACAACCACCGUCACCUGCGCGUGCUGCUGCGCUACAAAGUGGGCGACCAGGAGGAAAAGACCAAAGACUUUGCCAUGGAGGACUGAGCAUGGCCUUUUCUCCCAGCUACCUCCCGAGUCGGCCAGACCUGCGCGGUAGAGGUGGAGGGGGGUCGGAGGAGAAAGGGAGAUCUCACGAGCAAGUUUUGUUUGACAGUAUCAGCAUGGCUGUAUAUGACGAGCAAUAUGUGACACUGGACACCACGUGACCCAAAGGAAGCUCAAGCCCUUUGAAGUGAGGACACUUCCAGAAGGAUGAGAUUGUGAGACGCAUCCAACAUCCCAGCAUUAUCCGAGCUCUGUGUGAACUGGUAUUGAUUGUUCAGGGCCACUUGGGCCUCAGGAAGGAACUGCCAGCCAUAAGGAGAGAAAAACUUAGUGAAGUUCUGUCUGCUUUCUCCCAACAGCCUACAUUUAUUUAGCACUGAAACUUUCCAAGUAUUUCUGUUAACUCACUGGACAAGUGGACAUUUUAUUGAGUAUACAAUAGUCAUUGUGAUAAGCACUUAGGUUACAAACCAUUAAAACAUAGUUUCUGCCUCCAAAUAGGUAUAUUCACAUGAUAAACCAGAAAGUAAAAUAAAUUAAAAAUAAUGGGCAAAAGACUGGGGUGGUGUAGGUGUUAGGGAGGGCAGGUAAUUAUCUUUACAUACUAGGAAAAAGAGUUACACAGAUUUUUGAAGGAUUUGCUUAAGGUUACAUAGCUAAUUCUUGACAACUGAACACGUCUUUCAUUUCCUAACCUCAGAUAACCCCUUAGUUUUAAGAAGUCUCAUUGGAGAUCUGUCUCAUAGGCCUCCAAGAGCUACCUUCAGUAUACAGGAUCAGUAGGUUGACAAAUACUAGCCACUCAUCAGUAUCCCUGUUCCCAUUUCCCUAACAUAGCUCAUCAAAUGUGGCAGUUUCCCAGGAAACUGAAUCCUCAACACAGUAGCAAAGGUAGACAAACUGCCAUUCUCCUUGGUACUUGGUGCCGAAGAGCACACAUCCAAACAAGUGGUCAUUCAUUUAAUGAUUUAAUAAACACCGGCUAUAUAACAAUUAAGUUCUAUGAUACAUAAGCAAAUCCUACUCAGAAAACUGGGUUCAGCAGAGGAACAGAAUUACCUACAUCAGUAAUCUGCAUUUAUUGUUUAGCCUGGAACAAUUUCAUUCCAAUGAAAUUUUACCUCUGCUGAAGCAAGGAUGAGAAGCCAGCCCUCUUAGGAACUUCAUUCUCAAAAUUUCACCCAAGUGCAAAAAUACACCUUAUCACAGAUUAUGAGCUCCUCAGAGAAAAAUCUCUCUGUGGUGUUAACUCCCCAAAUAAAUGUGUCGUCAAUAUAACUGGUUUCUUUCAGCUAACAGACACAGUGCAGUGGGUAGAGGGCCCUCUCAUACUGGCUGCUAGAAAGCUGGGCCAACUUUAUGACUCACUUGUGCUUUACUUAGUUUUUUUUAGCUUUAUAUCUGCCUUCAUUUCCAUAACCCAACUUUUUUCUUGAUUUAUCCCUCUCAUAAUAUUAAUUUUUUUUCCAGAAUUUAUGUAUCUUCUCUUCUAAUACUUUUUUGGCAUUAAAAUACUUUCUGGAAUGCCUGCAGGAUUUCUGAGGGUGAGGAAGUUAAAGAGGCCAGAGGAAAAAAAUUUACUAUGGAAUGUGGUAUUGGGCAUUGUUAAUGUGGGUGGAUAGCUGACUGGAUCUUAUCCUUUAGCCAACCUGCAGCAUUUUACACUUUGUAGAAUCAAGAUUUCUGAAUUGUAGCAAACAGACAUGUAGACAAUCUUGAGGAAACCUCGAAUGUUCUCCAACUCUUUGUAAGCCUAGAACAAGCCCUAACUGCACCUUAACUACAACAGUAGGAUUGUAGAUUACCAAACCUCUUCCAAACCUGUGUCAGGAUAGUCUAAAGUGAUGAUAAGGAGCAAGAUGACAUAAUGAGACUAUUUCUCAAAAUAUCAUACAUGCUUGUAGGAAAAGACAUUUGAAACAAAGAAUCUGGGCCUAACUAAACACAAAGAGAAUUUUAAUAAAAACUGAGGCAUCAACAGCACUGGAAUUGUGCUCCUUGGGGAGCUUUGAUAAUUAAAUUCAUCGCUGAUAAUAAUAACUUUGGGGAAAGGCUUGUGAAGAUUUCAGUUGGAUAGAUUUUUAGCUCCAAAAAACAAUCACUUAUAACAGAAAUUUAGAAUAUAGAGAGCUGUGGGGGUGGGAUGAGGGGGAGUUCCUCUUUCUCUGGGCUGUCCCCUGCAAGAAAAGGAAGGACAGAAAAAGGAAAGCGGGAUGGAAAGAAGUCCUCCCCACACAUUUUUAAAUGCUCUACAGGUAUUCCUACAAUCAUAUGAGAUACGUGUUUGUAAAAAUCCUUCACAUUCUGCAAUACUGUGCACUAAAAAAUAACAAACUUAAGGACAAAUUAGGUUGGGUGGACCAUCAAAACCUAUGCAGCUUUGUAACUAGGAGCACUAGGAACACUAAUUCUAAUAAAAAUAGUAGCAGUUAAAAAAGAUGUUACUCCUAGUAAAUAAACACUGCAGUAAAUAAGACAGCUUGACGGGAGAGCAUGAGGAAAAGUUACAGAGACAAAGCAAAAUGCACAAAGAUGGGGAGAAGCCUUAAUACCAUUUCCAGGACAUAGAGCAUAUGGCUGAACAGAGCCAAGAGGGUAUGAAUGCAGAGUGUGAUACACUCCUCUUUGGCUAGCUGCAUUUAACUUGUGUCAGUGUACACUAGUGUUUGGCGCUUGCUACCUGGUGGUGGUAAAUAUUAAUGAUGGGAAUGAUCACAUAUGAAUCAGUCAACUUUCACAUUAUGAUUUGAAAUUGUUCCUCUGUUUACCGAUAUCAUUUGUUUAUUUUGCAGAAACAUGCAUGUAGCACAACAUUCUGUCCUUUGUUCAACUUCCAGAAAUUAAAGUAACUCAAAAUUC